AUGUAUUAAUUCGCAUUGUGGUGCACUGUUUUUGUAAAAAGUCAGCAAACUAAAUUUAGCGUCUUGCGUUCGCAAAAAAUAAAGUGAUAUAGGAUAUAUAAGUGAUUUCUACAAAUGGAUGAUAGUAAAACGAUGGUGGGCACAAUGGUAGAAAAUAUAAAACAAGAACUAAAUGGUGGUUUCUCGAGUACUGAAAGUACGAAAACAAGCGUUAUACGGAUUUUGGAUCAGAUCAAGCGGUUUCAGGAGCGCGUACGUAAACACAUUGAGGAUAACUAUGUAGACUUUAUGCCAAAUCACACCACCUCGGACAUGUACAUUGACGAAGGAGAGACUUUAUUGCGUGAAACAGAACAUUUAUUGAAAAAUAUUGGAAGCGAUGCAAGACUGGCAUUGACCGAAGCCAACGCUGAAUUGACGCACUGUGUGGAUGAGCUACGUGAAGUAUCUUUAGGUCUACGUGUUUCUUAUCGCAUCUUAAAGAUCGAUGAUUUAUUUCAAUGUGUUGAAGAAGCCAAUGCAACCAAAGAUUACUUGAUUGUUCUAGAUCUAUUGGGAAAACUAAAAUGUUUGAUUUGUAGUGAAUCAGCUUCUGAAGUCGAUCGAUUGUUUCAAAAGUGCGAUUGUUACGACACCAUUAAAGUGAAGUAUCAUAUUCAAGCCAAUAUAUUGCAGCAAAACUUGCAGCAAAGAUUUGAUCGUCUUGUUCAGUUUUCGGAGAAAACGUUCCCGUCUGCCAAAAAUGUUACGCUUCAAGUAUCAAAAGAUGUUACUCAAUUGCAGGAUACUGUUAUGGCUCUAUUCCAGGCUCGUUACAAUCCUAUGAAAAUAUGUGAUUUCUUAUUGGACAAUUGCUUGGUACCGAUGGUAACAAAACCUGUUUCUGUGGAAUAUUCGACAGAUAAUGCUGAAUAUUCACAACUCAAUAUAUCGUAUUCCCUAAAGGAGUUGGGAAGAAGCUUAAGGCCUUCAUACAAACAAGUAUUUAUACAUAUCAAAUCGCUAUUAGAUUGUUUGGCCAAUAUAAAUGUUAAUGUGUCGGCGGAUCAACAUGUGUUUACAAUAAUUGGAAGUCACAUUAAAGAACGACUACUAAAGCUCAUUGUUAACGAGUGUCUGACAUAUGCAGUACCAGAAACCAUGGACGAUUUUCAGGAGUCAACAUUGGUCGAUGAUGUUUUACGUUUCGAACAAACAUUGGCAGAUGCUUUUUUUAUUGAUCCCGAGACAGACCGUGCUCUAGCGGAGUUUACGCAUAAAUUUGAUUCAUUUUUCAGGCAACGUUUCAGUAAGAAAGUUUUAGAAAGCGCACGUGAAAUAAUGCAGAAAGAUCUGCAAGACAUGGCUACCAUAGCUGAAGGCAACACACCCGAGGAGGUGGCCAAAAAUCCAUUUUUAUUUCCUCAGUGCAUGAUAUCGAAAAGUACUUUGGAACUAGUAAAGUUGAUGGAGCGUAUAUUACGCCAACCAAUGGACACAUCCGCUAGUAUUGAGAGUGAGGAAACAAAUAGUUUUCUAGCUGUAAUUCCAAUUAUUCUAAACACCUACGUGAACUAUGUUCCUAAAAUACACGAAAAGUUACUCGAAAGUAUUCCCCAACAAGCGGUACUAUUCCAUAAUAACUGCAUGUUUUUGGCGCAUUGGGUUGCGAAAAAUGCUGAAACUGACAUACCUACACAUCCGGCAUUGGUGAAAACUCUGCAGGCCACUGGAGCCAGUAGUUUCAAGGCUCAAGUCUUGCAUCAGCAAAAAAUACUUAUGCAAAUAUUGAAGGAGUUUGAUCUCUCAGACACUCAUUCAAUUGGUUCGGCACCAUUGAAAUUACUACGCCAAUGUUUGCGACAAAUGGACUUGCUGAAAAAUGUUUGGUUGAAUGUUUUACCUGACGCCAUUUAUAACACAACAUUCUGUAAUUUGUUAAAUGAUUUUUGUCAAGACAUAAUGAAGCGUAUACUCUCACUUGAAGAUAUUUCUGCGACAGUUGCCAGUGAAUUAAGUGAACUCAUCGAGGUGAUUUUGGAUAAAGCGCCUGGUCUAUUUAAGGAUAAACAUGAAAUUUUACGCGUAUCUUGUUGGAUGAAACUACAACAAUUGAAAAUGAUUCUUAAUGCAUCAUUACAAGAAAUUACGGAGCAAUGGUGUGAUGGUGCUGGUAUUUUGACCGCCAAUUAUAAAGCAGAAGAAGUUCGUCAUUUAAUAAGAGCUCUAUUCCAAAAUACAGAUCGUCGUGCUAAAGCAUUAUCUAGAAUAGUUUAGUUAAGUCUAGUAUUUACAUUUUUUAUUUCGUCAUAUAUUAUUUGAUAUAUAAAAAUACAUUUCAAUACUUUA
Messenger RNA from Calliphora vicina (urban bluebottle blowfly), 2328 nucleotides. It is a transcript of the gene Zw10, whose product is annotated as Zeste-white 10. The transcript has 5 exons. NCBI's taxonomy places the organism in Eukaryota, Metazoa, Arthropoda, Insecta, Diptera, Calliphoridae. Gene Ontology annotation, biological process: mitotic cell cycle; endoplasmic reticulum to Golgi vesicle-mediated transport; mitotic spindle assembly checkpoint signaling. The record is from RefSeq and is a predicted model, not a curated record. The coding region runs from base 115 to 2256 and encodes 713 amino acids. Gene Ontology annotation, cellular component: nucleus; chromosome, centromeric region; RZZ complex.